AUGGGAUCAAGCUUCCGUGGUUCUCCUCGGUGCAGCUCAAAUUCCUUCAUCAAUCGCAAGGGGCAGUGGUCACCUCCAAUUACGAAUUCCGCAAUUGAACCGGGCUCUCGCCAGCAAGUUGCUGGUCCCCGACAGUGGUGUGGGUGGAAACAGACACGGAGCUUUACAAAGGCCAAUCGACCAUCUACCAGUAACAAGGAGAAGACAGAAGAGCUACUGGAGAGUUUCGAGGUCAGGGAGGAUGAGCACGAUACUCAGCCUCAGCGCCAGGUGCUUGAGGAGGGUAGGCGGCGGUCUCAGUCGGGGACCCAGACAGAUCAAUGGUCAGAAGGGAUAACACAAGGGAAGAUGUUGACGACGCCUUCCCGGCUCUUUAAAUUGAUUAUCCCCUUGACCAUUGUCAGCAAUCAAGGCCAAGAUAAGGGCAUCGAGCCUAUUGCCAUACUGGUUCACCCGCAGCAGCCACUCUCAUAUCUGGAGCGGUUGAUCCAGUCAGAAUUGCCGCCCAUCGAAGGAGAAAGGGAGAGGCUUCGGCCACCAGCAGUGUCAUUUAUCGCGCUGCAACAUGAGGACAAUGCAAUCAAGCCCAAAAAGCGAAUUGAAGAUGACCAUGAGCUGGAAGGCGAUAAAGAGCCCCACCUCAGCGGGCCAGCUAGCGAGAACCACGGCUACCCGCGGCGGGCCGACCCAGAUGUGGAUUCCAGUGACGCAAAUGCUGAUCGAUUCGUGCGGUGGUCCCAGGCCACGGAGGUGGGCGAUUUCAUCCGCGACGCAGCUCGCACGCGCGAGUUCAUUGUGACGAUCGAGGGCGCGCCGUCUGGACUCGGACAUAUCCGUGUGGCGGUGCCGUCGUUCAAUGAGCGCACGUAUUUCCUGCGGAUGCGGCUGCGCAAGCUUUCGCGCCGAAUUCAGCGCAUCGCCGAGGUCAAACAAACCUGCGAUUCUCUCGCCCACCGCGGCGCGCAACGUGUGGCUAUUGGCGGUUUCGGCAUUCUGUCCACGUGGUGGUUCACAGUCUACAAACUCACAUUCGAGACGGACCUCGGUUGGGAUACCAUGGAGCCGGUGACGUACCUAGUCAGUUUGUCGACGCUGAUGGGCGGUUACUUGUGGUUCCUGUACCACAAUCGUGAGAUCUCAUACCGGUCCGCGCUGGACUUUACUAUCAGCGCACGCCAAAAGAAGCUCUACCAGCUCCAUCACGUCGAUCUUCACAUGUGGGAGUCACUCAUUGACGAGGGGAACCUGCUGCGCCGCGAGAUCAAGAGCAUUGCCGCUGAAUACGACGCCGAGUGGGACGAGCGUGCCGACGAGCAGGAUGACCGGGUGACCAAAGUGCUCAGGUCGGAGCGUCGUCAGAAGAAUGGCAAGGGCCAGCGCGGGGAAGAUAAAGAUGGCCAUGAUGACGAUUAA
Penicillium alfredii is the source of this 1413-nucleotide messenger RNA. RefSeq lists its product as uncharacterized. NCBI's taxonomy places the organism in Eukaryota, Fungi, Ascomycota, Eurotiomycetes, Eurotiales, Aspergillaceae. Gene Ontology annotation, molecular function: uniporter activity; calcium channel activity. The record is from RefSeq and is a predicted model, not a curated record. Gene Ontology annotation, biological process: mitochondrial calcium ion homeostasis; calcium import into the mitochondrion. Gene Ontology annotation, cellular component: uniplex complex; mitochondrial inner membrane. Bases 1 to 1413 code for a protein of 470 amino acids. The transcript is spliced from 4 exons.